Molecule: messenger RNA, 4450 nt
Organism: Uranotaenia lowii
Lineage: Eukaryota; Metazoa; Arthropoda; Insecta; Diptera; Culicidae
Gene: Vps8
Product: vacuolar protein sorting-associated protein 8 homolog
Exons: 4
Coding region: 223-4026 (1267 amino acids)
Biological process (GO): protein targeting to vacuole; endosomal vesicle fusion
Cellular component (GO): late endosome; HOPS complex
Molecular function (GO): protein binding
Source: RefSeq, a predicted model, not a curated record
CGUCAACAAAUUAUCACAAAGUGCAGAAAAGGUCGCGAGUAAAAAGGGAGGCGAUUUAAUUGCAUUUUCAGCCUUAAAAAAUAAGUUCAAGUGGUAAAAAUUCCAAUCCCUGUUGGCCAGGAUAGCGGUGUGCAUAAACACGACGGCAAAUGUUGUGAAUACGAACCGGAAAACAUCGGCGGAAAGCAAUAUCUCACAGGAAACACCGUCAGUAGCUGAACCAUGAACAACUUGAAAGCCCCGUCACUUCAUUCUCUGCUAGAUUCUGACCACGGUUCAUCGAAUGACAGCUUGCUUGCGGAAUCAUUGCAGCUGGAUAUAGAUGAGCUGGACGAUGAAGAAUAUUCAAUUCCGGCUGUCAGUGAACUUCCAACGCUGGAAAGCGUGCUCAGUGAAAUUGACAGCGACCUGGACAGUGCAUCAGCAUUGGGCAGAUUUGCUACGGAGAGGGUCGGUUCCAGCACUUCCAGUUAUGCGAACAAUGGCCGAGGAGGCGAUUUGGGUUCUACACCUACCCCUUCGAUAAUGGGAGAUGACUACGUGAAGCUAGAAUCGAUUCUGAGACAUGUUGUCCUGCAGGGAGUGACUGCACAGCUGUCUUCUGCGGUGGAUCGAGUCGAUGCUGGAUUGGCCACUUCCUGCACAGUUUCACAGAUGAUUGCUGUGGGCACCUCACAUGGGCACAUAUUGGCGUUUGAUUGUUCUCAAACGUUAAAAUGGUGCUGCCAGGAUGGAGUGGCCCAGGGAGCAGUUUCGGCACUAGCUUUCAACGAAGACAACACCCGAUUACUGGCCGGAUUUGCUCGGGGGAGUAUUCUUAUGAUAGACGCUUUCAGCGGAGAUGUGAUUCGAACGCUUAACGAGGUUAUCACACCGAACACGGGAGUGCUUCAUUUGAAAUGGACAAACAGGCCGGCUUUGGCGCUUUGUUCCGAUUCUGGAGGGUCAGUUUGGAGUCUUAGCUUUACCCGAAGAUUGGGCAUCCGUGGUUGCGAUUCACGGUGUCUUUUCAGUGGUGCUCGCGGAGAAGUUUGCACAAUCGAGCCCCUUCUGCUUGGCGAUGAAGAUCACCCGCUAAAGAACUAUACUCUGGUUGCGUUGGCCACGUUGAGCAAGUUUUUCGUUGUAAUGAUUCGACCUCGACUUAAGGUCAUAAAAUUCCAUCCAAUGGCUGCGUAUCCGGACUGUUUGCCUCUUCUAGCUUGGCAGAUGGUCUUGAUUCAAGCGGCUGACUCCUCUCGGACAAUUGACCCAGUGUUGGCAGCAGCACGUGGGCCUGACCUUUUCUUUCAUCAACUGAGUUACACUAGCGGGAGAUUUUCUUUAAUUUUCUUACGACAUAUUCACCUGGGAUACAACCUGUUGGCGCUGCACUGGCUUGGUCCCAAAACUAUAGCUUGUUUGGAUUCGAUGGAAAUUUUGCACUUAUCGGACGUCCGUACUAACAAGGAACUGGAAUCGAUCGACGUAUCCAACGUUGGCCUGAUGUACAACUCUGCACAGUUCAAAGGUCUAGCUACUGGAGGCAAUGUUUCUCCGGCGCUUGCUUUGGCUGGGGGAUCGGCCUGCUAUAACACGGUAGUUUCACAAGGGAGUCAGCUUUAUCUACUCGCCGGAAAAAGUCUUCACGGGGUCAGCGCAAGGGCCUGGAGUGAUCGGAUAUCUUAUCUCACCUCGAUGCAACGGUGGGACGAAGCCAUCGAACUAGCAAUUGAGGGUUGGAGGGCUGCCAAUGGAAGACAUCGACGUUCGGCUGUGGCCAAGGAAAGAAUCCUGCGCAUGUUUGACGAAUACUUGAACGCUACCCGUAAAAUGCCGGAGCAAUGUUUGGAGGGUAUAGUAGCAUGUCUGAUAGAAAUAAACGAAAAGGACCUUCUCUGGCAGGAUCUGUACGAUCGUCUACCGAACCCGGAUUACUAUCUGACGAUCAUAGCUCGACACAUCGAGAACGACGAACUGAACACAAUCGCUCCGGCCGUUGCGCAGGUACUUUGCGAUUACUUCUGGCGCAAGGGAUACACCGCAAGGCUGGAAAAUCUUAUACUCAAACUGGACUGGCAGUGUCUCGAUCUGCACCAGGUGCUAACCAUUUGCCGUAAGGAAAAACUCUACCGAGCUCAGAUGUACCUCAAUACCAAAGCUUUGACCGAUUACGCCGUUUCCUUGACGGAUCUUAUCCCGCUAAUUCAACCGGACGGCAUCGAAGCUAACGAUUCUCAUUUGGGAAAUUGUCUGCUGGUCUAUAUCUCGAGUUGUCUUGCUGGACGAGGCUAUCCUACUGGAGAAAUAGCACCGGAAAUGGUUGCCACCGUCAAGCAUGAGGUGCUGCGCUGCAUAACGGUUAUUCAUUCUAAAAAUGCUCCCGAAGGAGAACUUCCCUAUCCAUAUCUGAGGACGUUACUAGAUUUCGAUACUCGGGAAACCCUCAAUGUGAUUUCGCUGGCAUUUCAAGAAAAGGAGUUCAACGGAGAGCUUGGCCUGUCCCAAAGGCAACGCAUUAUAAACAUCCUCCUGGAAAUCCUUACUCCAGAACACGCCCGAUGGUCACAAAUCGGUAGUUUGUUGAAUUUCAUCGCUCAGCAAAUUGCCUCGCGUCAACUUCCGGAAGACGAUCUUCUACUGGAAAGAGUGGUAACCUAUUUGACGCGGCAGAGCGAAGAAACAACUGGACCAGAAAUAUCCCGACGAGAACAUUCCGAACAGGAACAAACCUGGCUAGAGUUGCUGCGCUCCAACUGCCUCAGCCACAUUCCGGACGAAGAACUUUUGCGGAUUUCACGUCAGAGUCGAUGUUUUCGGGUGACGGAGUACAUUCUAGAUAAGCUUGGACUUUUCGAAGACAUAUUUGACUGUUAUCUUUUGGACGAGUUUCGGCAUAUCGAACUGUUUAGUUACAUUGUUCAGUACAGCGAAGAUGAACGAAGACAAGUGCUACCUUUGGUACUAAAAAACUUCCACAAACUGUUGGACAUCAAUUGUGUGGAAACGGCGAGAGUUAUAACGGAACAAUUUAUGCGACAUCUCAAUAAGUUCCUGCAAUUAUUGGAAGACUCCGCGGAGAAAUUGUUUUUUUUCCUGCGUCAGCUGUUGCGUCUUUCAAUUCAACUGGAAACGCGAGAUUGCGAGAAGUAUCUGGAGCUUCUGUGCCAGUAUCAACCGGAUGAGGUUAUAGAUUUUUUGAAAUCAAAUGAUUCCUAUCGUUUGGACUUUGCCGUCAGCACCAUCCGAAGCCACGGGAUGUCAUCGGCCUUGAUCUACUUGUAUGAGAAGCAGGGUGAUUUUCAAGCGGCCUAUUCGGUGGCCAUCGAUGCCCUGAAAGAUGCCACCGAAGAUUCGGCCGAGAUGUGUGCAAUACAGGUUUCUGGAUUAUGUUCCCGUGCUUCAUCAGUUCUGUCUGAAGCAGAACGGGAAGAGCUGUGGUUUUCCUUGCUGAAAAUAGUUCUGUCCCGAUCUGACCUAACGCAAAUUACCAAGAACAUCCUACACUCGGCCAGUGAAUUUGUGGAUUUAGCGAAAUUGGUGCAACUGGUUCUGACAUCGGGAACUAAAACGGGAAACUUUGGGGACAUCAAGCAUGUUCUGAUCGGAAUGUUGUCCAAUUCAGCCUACGAAACAGUGCUGCUCCAAACAACGUCCAGUAUUUUGGGUCGCGAUCUGCAUUCGAUUCUGGCUAAGGAACGCCGUCAAGCGCGGAAAGGACUUUGCGUGAAGUCCAUCAAGUGCACCAUUUGUCGAGCCAAACUGUACAAUGCUUCCAAGGAUGCCGUUGUUGUGUUUGGCAAUUGUGGUCACGCGCUCCACAGAGAGUGCGCCAACAGAUACUGCACGGUUGAGCCCGAUUCCCCCUCAUCGGUCGAGACGAACUCUUUUGUUAAGCUACGCUGUCCACGUUGCGAUACCGUUAUAGUAGAACGAGAAUCUGUUCGAACUGCCGAUUGCCGGGUAGAUUUGGUACCGGCUCGUAGUGAAGACGCCGGAGACCCAAGCAUUCUCAAAGUCAGUGCCCCUCCCCGAAUUGGACUUUGAAGGCGCAAUCUGGAUUACACUGAUAUAUCAUCUACUUGAAAACAAUUGUUUAGUUGUUCCUUUCACCUAAUGGUUCCAAUUAACGGAAGCGCCAAUGCCAUUCUACUUUAGUAUGAAAAGAUUACUUUAGAUUAUUUCCUCUACCUUUUAUAGAUCUUUUUUUAACAAACUAGAAACCAUCUUAUAAGGUUAUGCAUAGUGAAAUUAGCCUCAGAAUAGUUUCAAAGAGUAUAAAAUCUAACAUUAUUAUUGCAAUUAUUUAUUACAUCUAUUACAAACUAUAUAGCAUCUAAUAUAUAGACAACAAUUAUAAGUCAUCACUGAAAAUUUUAUUCGCUCUUAUAAAACCAUUUGUAGUACGAAUAAAUAAUCCAAAGUGUAUUGAACGAAAUACGAGGAAUUAUCGGACAAAUAAAUGUUUCCC